UUGAAGAAGACACCAUUGUUUGACUUCCACAGGGCACGUGGAGGAAAGAUGGUAGAGUUUGCAGGCUGGAGUAUGCCUGUGCAGUACAAAGACAGUCACAUCAGCUCUCACAUGCACACCAGAGAGCACUGCGCCAUCUUCGAUGUCAGCCACAUGCUGCAGACCAAAGUUCAUGGCAAAGAUAGAAUCAAGUUCAUGGAGUCUCUAGUGGUGGCAGAUAUUUCAGAACUCAAAGACAACCAGGGAACACUGUCGCUCUUUACCAAUGAGAAGGGAGGGAUCAUCGAUGACCUCAUUGUAACAAAAACAGAUCAGGGCUAUCUCUACGUAGUCUCCAACGCUGGUUGUGCCGACAAAGACUCUGCACAUAUGAAGGCCAGACUUGCUGAGCUCAAGGCCUCAGGAUCUGACGUUGAUCUGGAAUUCCUUGACGAAGCGCUGAUUGCACUGCAAGGACCAUCCAUGUCUCAAGUGCUGCAACAGGGCAUGAAGGAGGACCUCAGCAAACUGACCUUCAUGAAUUCUGCCCUGGCCACUGUCUUUGGCAUUCCUGACUGCAGAGUCACCCGAUGUGGAUACACUGGAGAGGACGGCGUAGAGAUCUCUGUUCCCAAGUCCAGAGUGGUAGAGCUGACUGAGAGGCUCCUGGCACACAACGAGGUCAAGCUAGCUGGAUUGGGCGCCAGGGACAGCCUGCGACUGGAGGCGGGCCUUUGUCUCUAUGGCAACGACAUAGACGAGAGUACCACGCCCGUGGAGGCCUCUCUCAUUUGGACAAUAGGAAAGCGACGUCGUCAGACAAAGGACUUCCCUGGUGCAGACAUCAUCGUUCCUCAGAUCAAGGAGAAGACCACCAGGAAGAGAGUCGGCCUGGUGUCGACCGGACCUCCUGUCAGACAGCACACACCCAUACUCAGUCCUGAUGGAAAAGUAAUAGGUGAGGUGACCAGUGGCUGCCCUUCCCCUUGCCUGAAGAAAAAUGUUGCCAUGGGUUACGUGGACGCUGCCUUCACAAAGAAUGGGACAGCGAUUCAGGUGGAGGUUAGGAAAAAAGCAGUCGCUGCCACCGUGAGCAAGAUGCCCUUCGUCCCGACCAACUACUAUUCUGUAUAG
Molecule: messenger RNA, 1113 nt
Organism: Nerophis lumbriciformis (worm pipefish)
Lineage: Eukaryota; Metazoa; Chordata; Actinopteri; Syngnathiformes; Syngnathidae
Source: RefSeq, a predicted model, not a curated record